AUGGCUCUUGCCAAACUUACUGCUGCUCUCUUGCUUUUCGGAGAGGCUUCGGCCCUCCAAUUGCCCCUUGGGCACCAGCCGCAGCACCAGGCUCCUGUCGGUGUAGCUGGACGGGAACUGGUUGACUCCGCAUCGCUGCAAAAGACGAUUCACGCAGACAACCUGCUCAGCAGAGCCAAAGAGCUCUACCACAUUGCCGAGUCGAGUAUCGAUGAAUUCGGCCAUCCUACACGAGUCAUCGGCAGUCCAGGCCACCGCGGAACCCUCAAGUACAUCUACGACACAAUCGACGCUCUGGGCGAUUACUACAAUCUGUCGACGCAGGAUUUCCCCGCCGUCACAGGCAACGUGAAAGAAUCCCGUCUCGUCAUCGGCCGUGAUGUGCCCGAGUCUGCUCAGCCCAUGGCUUUGACGCCCCCGACCAAAGACCACGAGCCUGUGUACGGUCCUCUUGCCCUCGUGUCCAACUUUGGAUGCGAGAAAUCAGACUACCCGACCGAUCUCACCGGGCAGAUUGCAUUCAUCAGCCGUGGUACCUGUCCGUUCGGUACCAAGUCUGAGUUGGCUGGACGAGCCGGCGCCCUCGCUGCUGUCAUCUACAAUAACGAGGAAGGUGACUUUGGCGGUACCCUGGGUACACCCUCUCCGUACCAUGUGGCUAGCUUUGGUAUUUCCAAGGCUGAUGCCGCGCCGUACCUCAAGCAGCUCAAGAACGGAGACAAGGUCGAUGCUAUUGCCUUUAUGGACGCGACCGUCGAGUCCAUCACCACUACCAACGUCAUCGCCCAAACCACCGAAGGUGACCCCGAAAACUGCGUGAUGCUGGGUGGUCACAGUGACAGUGUCGAGGCUGGCCCUGGUAUCAACGACGACGGAUCCGGUUCCCUCAGUCUGCUGGAGGUUGCUACCCAACUGACCAACUACCGUGUCAACAACUGCGUGCGUUUCGCCUGGUGGGCGGGUGAAGAAGAAGGUCUCCUCGGUUCGGACUACUACGUUUCUGUCCUCCCCGAGGAUGAGAACCUGAAGAUCCGUCUCUUCAUGGACUAUGACAUGAUGGCUGGCCCCAACUUCGCGUACCAAAUCUACAAUGCCACCAAUGCUGCCAACCCUGUUGGAUCGGAGGAGUUGCGUGACUUGUACAUUGAUUUCUACGAGUCCAACGGACUGAACUACACUUUCAUUCCCUUUGACGGACGAAGCGACUACGAUGGAUUCAUCAAGAACGGUAUCCCCGGUGGUGGCAUCGCAACCGGUGCCGAGGUGAUCAAGACCAAGGAGGAGGAGGAAAUGUUUGGCGGCAAGGCUGGCGUUGCGUUUGACCCGUGCUACCACCAGCUGUGUGACGACGUGGGCAAUGUCAACCUGACUGCCUGGGAAUGGAGCACAAAGCUUAUUUCCCACUCCGUCGCCACCUACGCCGUGUCUUUUGAUGGCUUCCCUGAGCGAACUGGCGUCAAAAGCCAGGCAUUCGACGCUACGCCCAGCAAAUACCACGGCCACGCUUUGCAGAUGUAG
Aspergillus wentii DTO 134E9 is the source of this 1518-nucleotide messenger RNA. RefSeq lists its product as uncharacterized. The transcript is spliced from 3 exons. The record is from RefSeq and is a predicted model, not a curated record. Bases 1 to 1518 code for a protein of 505 amino acids. Gene Ontology annotation, biological process: proteolysis. Gene Ontology annotation, molecular function: metalloexopeptidase activity; aminopeptidase activity. Lineage: Eukaryota; Fungi; Ascomycota; Eurotiomycetes; Eurotiales; Aspergillaceae.